This is a messenger RNA of Oncorhynchus mykiss (rainbow trout), 3386 nucleotides long. The record is from RefSeq and is a predicted model, not a curated record. Lineage: Eukaryota; Metazoa; Chordata; Actinopteri; Salmoniformes; Salmonidae.
AAAGCUGUGCCCACGUGUCCACACAGUGGGGAGCCACAACACAUGAUGUAAAGGACUGACAUCACCUCAGCAGGAAUCCCUGAUUUACGGCCGCCCCGACAUGAGCAAGACCGCCACCUACCAGCUCCAGAGAAAUCCAGCCAAGGUCAUGUUCUGUAUCUGGGUUAUACUGUAUGUCAUAAUGGAUGACCAUGUGAAUAUUAGGUUUAAUAUUAACAUGUAUCUACUUUUACAGAUUCAGGACAUUAACAUUAACUCCCAAGACUCCGAUAGCUCUCUUAUUCAUUGGUGGUAGCAAUCAUUACGUGUGCUUGUCCUCAGCAGCUGUGUUGGCAGUUGGCACCCUGCGUUGUGGAUCAGCUGGGGAGAGGCUUAUGUGAGGGCCAAGGCCCUGCUGCCUGCUUCCCUCUGAGCGUAGCGUGACCCUGCGGGCACAUACAUCAGCACAGUGACAGGCUGGGUGCUCGGCCGCUCAAGCAUGACUCCAAGGCCACGUUGCUGCUCCUCCGUGUCAUGAGCCCCAACGACUCUUCAAGCUAUCCACUGAAGCAUGUCCCCAUGCCCCCCUGGGACCCUGGCAAGAGGACAAUGACCUGGGCAACAGGAGACCGUUCAUGGACUCGGCAAUACUCUGCUAUGGCAAACCUUCUGUCCUGUCCAGGAGCCCCCAGCCCAACCUGGCCCCCACAGGAGCACAGCGAAAGCGUGUCGUCACAUCGCACAGUCAGAACCUGGCGGCAGCUCAAAGGGAAUGCUGGGAAAUAGGAUCCAUAUGGUGGCACUAUAAAGUGCACCGCCAACCCAGAGCCUUCACCAAAAAACUGGCCAAGCCGUCCUCAACGCCAGCAUCCAUUCACCUACAGUCUCUCCUCACCUGUCUCCUCAGUAGCAUCGCUGCUCUGUUUUACCCAAGAUCCUUCCUCACACGUGACCUUCUUCAGAACUGGAUACUGAAAGGGGCUGGAUUGACUAUGAAGAUCCCGGGCCAUGUGGUUUUCCUGCUGCUGAUAGGAGGGAUUUGUUGCCAGAACAACCGCAAUGCCAAACCUAGUGGCAAGUCAUCUAAGAAGAACCAGGGGAACCAGAACCAAGGGUCUGAGGCAGCCCAGUCGGCCCCAGAAGAUGAGCCCCAUUCUGGGCCAGUGGAGUCGGGCAGGGAGGGUAACUCUGGAGGUCGGGCGGCAGCCCAGCAGUCAGCUUCACAGAACAACAAGGCUUCAGAUGAUAUGAAGCUGCAUGUCCUCAAGAAUACUCAGGUCACAUGCAACGAUGGAACAGCAGCAGGGUUUUACCUAAAGGACUUCAAAGGGAGUAAGCGAUGGCUGAUAUUUCUGGAAGGCGGUUGGUGCUGCUACAACAAAGACUCCUGCGAUACCAGAUAUAAAAAUAUCCCACGACUCAUGACCUCAUCCGACUGGCCCCAAACGCGCAAAGGAAGUGGAAUAUUGUCAGCCCAGGCGGAAGAAAACCCUCAUUGGUAUAACAGUAAUAUUGUAUUCAUCCCGUACUGCUCCAGCGACGUGUGGAGUGGCACAGGGCCCACAGCCACCAAGGAGAAGAGAGGCCCGGGAAAAGAGAAGGAGAAAGAUGCCAUUGAGUAUACCUUCAUGGGUUCCCUGAUCAUCCGUGAGGUCAUCAAAGACCUAGUCCCUAAAGGCAUCAAACAGGCCAAGGUUGUCAUGCUGGCUGGCACAAGUGCUGGAGGGACGGGAGUGCUACUGAACAUUGAGAGAGUGUCCAGUCAGCUGGAGCAGCUGGGGGUAGAGGCCCAGGUCCGAGGCCUGGUGGAUUCGGGCUGGUUUCUGGAGAGUAAACAGCAGAGGGUUCCUGACUGCCCAGACAGUGUCUCCUGCUCACCUGUAGACGCCAUCAAGAGAGGACUCAAGCUGUGGAACGGGGUGGUCCCAGACAAGUGUCGGCAGCAGUACAAGAAAGGAGAGGAGUGGCAGUGCUUCUUCAGCCACAAACUCUACUCCUCCCUGACCUCCCCUCUGUUUGUGGUGCAGUGGCUGUUUGACGAGGAGCAGUUGAGAGUGGAGAAUAUCUACCUGGGGGGUCAGACCCUGUCAGAACAGCAGUGGACCUACAUGCAGAACCUGGGAAAGGAUAUCAAGAACUCACUCAAAGAUGUCACGGCUGUGUUCGCACCCUCCUGCCUGUCCCACACAUUGAUCACUAAAAGUAACUGGAUGACGUUUCAAGUCAAAGGCACCUCCCUGCCCCGGGCUCUGCAGUGCUGGGAUAAGAGUUUCCAAGAAGCCAACCGUAACAGCAAGACCCCCCUGAAGGGCUGUCCCUUCCACCUGAUCGACACCUGCCACUGGCCCCAGUGCAACCCUACUUGCCCAGCCUUGGUGGACCAAGCCACACAGCAGGAGCUCACCCUGCUCCAGAUGUUAGUGGGCAUGGGCCUGGACCUCCAGAAACUAGGCCUGGACCUCAGGAGGGACAGUAGCUCUAUAACUAGCAUGAUCAGUAACGGUGGCUAAGACAAGGAGUAUAGAAGCCCACUCUCUGGCUUAGUAAAGGGACAUUUUUUAUGAGUUAGGACGUAACCAUGAAAGGUACAGAAUCUGGUUACUUCUGUUGUGCCGCUCAGCCAUUCCGUUGUGCUCCACUGUUACCAUGCCGUCUUGACCGGUGGGUAUGUCACUGGGCUUACACUAUGUCUGUCUGUAACGUUACAGUUUGCCUCCAGGAUCCCUCUCCUGGACAGUUUAAAGAGGGGAGGGGAGUGAUUCCAGUUUACCCCUGGGUUGUGUCUCACAUUUGAUUCCAGGGAGAACGAGGAGUGCCAGGUACCUGUAGCUAACCAGUCAGACACCAAACCUGCAACACACUUUCACCCAACUACAUGUACUAUACAAAACUUCAACAACAUUUUGUGAAGUGAAACGUACUGCUUUUGAGGAUUUUUGAAUAAGCUAUUGGCACAUUUUAUCAUCUUGCCAACAUAGGACUGGUACAGUAUUCAGAGGAAAUGUACAUUUUAUCAUCUUGCCAACAUAGGACUGGUACAGUAUUCAGAGGAAAUGUACAUUUUAUCAUCUUGCCAACAUAGGACUGGUACAGUAUUCAGAGGAAAUGUACAUUUUAUCAUCUUGCCAACAUAGGACUGGUACAGUAUUCAGAGGAAAUGUACAUUUUAUCAUCUUGCCAACAUAGGACUGGUACAGUAUUCAGAGGAAAUGUACAUUUUAUCAUCUUGCAAACAUAGGACUGGUACAGUAUUCAGAGGAAAUGUACAUUUUAUCAUCUUGCCAACAUAGGACUGGUACAGUAUUCAGAGGAAAUGUACAUUUUAUCAUCUUGCCAACAUAGGACUGGUACAGUAUUCAGAGGAAAUGUACAUUUUAAUGUAGAUGGUUGACUGGAAGGAUAUAUUA